This is a messenger RNA of Cylicostephanus goldi, 573 nucleotides long. NCBI's taxonomy places the organism in Eukaryota, Metazoa, Nematoda, Chromadorea, Rhabditida, Strongylidae. The record is from the annotation of a GenBank genome assembly.
AUGGUGACAAAUGCAGGCUGUAUUGAUAAAGAUCUUCCUUAUUUGCAGGAAAAUGCAAAAAAGUGGAGGUCUGAAGGAAAAGAUGUACAAGUCAAAGUGCUCGAAGAUAGGGGUUUGGUUGCUGUACAAGGUGUCUACCCGAUAGGAAUUGACCAUUCGAAUAUAUUUUUCUACUUUUAUAAUUCAGGACCUGAAAUGUCCAAAGUAUUGCAACCUGAGACGGACGUUGACCUUAGCAAAUUGACAUUCAUGACAACAGCCAUCGGCAAAGUCUUCGGCAUACCAAAUUGUAGAGUUACCCGAUGUGGUUACACAGGGGAAGAUGGUGUCGAGAUUUCCGUACCAGCCAAGGAUGCUGUUACUUUAACGGAGAGACUUCUCCAAUCUAAGGUAGCCAGCGAUGUUAAUUUGUACUCACUUCGAAGUGAAGUAUUACAGAACGGCGUGGUAAAGUUAGCCGGGUUGGGAGCUCGAGAUGCACUGCGAAUGGAAGCUGGUUUAUGUCUUUACGGAAACGAUAUCGAUGAGAACACAACACCAGCAGAAGCCGGACUUGCAUUUGUCGUGGGUUAG